AUGACUGCCGGAGGAAGGGCGCCCGGGCCCGCAGCGGGCGGGGAGAGCGGCUGGUUCCGCUUCGGCUUCCACUGGGGCNAGACGCACGUGCUGCUGCUGCGGGAGGAGGCGCUGGAAGCCUGGCCCGCCGCGACGGGGCCGGCCGCGCUCCUGGACGGGCAGCCCGUUUGGCGGAGGGAGCUGCGGGCGGAGGAGGCGGCGGCGGCAGAGCUGCCGCUGGUCCCCGGCGGCUACGUGGCCCCCCGGCCGCCCUUCUUCACCGCGCUGCCCGCCGCCCUCCCGGCGCGCCGGCUGCUGCUGGGCCUGGAGCACGCGCUGUUGUUGGUCGCCGGCGGGACGCUCUUCUCGUGGGGCGGCGGCAGGCACGGGCAGCUCGGGCACGGCGACCUGGAGAGCCGGCGGGAGCCGCGCGCGGUGGAGGCGCUGCAGGGCUUGGCCGUGGCGGAGGCGGCGGCGGGCGGCUGGCACUCGGCGGCCGUCAGCGAUGCGGGCGACCUGUAUUUGUGGGGCUGGAACGAGGCCGGACAGCUCGGGCUGCCCUCCAAAAUGUCCACCGAGAGUGGAGCAGCAGCAGCAGCCAGCGAGGAGGCCGCUCGGGCCCCGCCGAAUCGCCCCCUUUGCCAGGGCAGCGACGGGCUGGACGUGGGGGCUGCGGACGGGCCCGGAGGCGACGAGGUGCCCUUCGUCUCGCUGCAGCCCUUCCCCGCCCUGCUGGACUUGCCCGAGGAGGCCGAGGUGCGGCGGGUCAGCUGCGGGUCCCGACACACGGCCGCCGUGACGGGUACCGGACAUCUCUACACCUGGGGCUGGGGGAAAUAUGGCCAGUUGGGCCACCAGGAUGCGGCCACCUCUGACCAGCCGAGGAGAGUUUGCUACUUUGUGGAGAGGAAUCUGAGAGUGCAGGAUGUGGUCUGUGGUCCGUGGACCACAUUUGUCCAAGCCGAGGCUGCCGAGAGUGGGCCCUGAAUGUGCCACGUCCGCCACGCGUGUCUUUGGAGGCAGAGCUGCUUCACGGAGCUCAAUCUUGGCUCAAUUGUCCCGGGACGUCCCGGGAGCGAGAAUUGGGG
Protobothrops mucrosquamatus (brown spotted pit viper) is the source of this 1067-nucleotide messenger RNA. RefSeq names its product RCC1 domain containing 1 (gene RCCD1). The coding region runs from base 1 to 966 and encodes 321 amino acids. The transcript is spliced from 6 exons. The record is from RefSeq and is a predicted model, not a curated record. NCBI's taxonomy places the organism in Eukaryota, Metazoa, Chordata, Lepidosauria, Squamata, Viperidae.